CCAGGGCUGCGCGCCGCGGCUGAGCGCCCACUCGCCUUGCGUAAAGAGCCGCGGAGGGACCAGCGGGGGCGGCGGCGGGAGAGCUCGGCGGGAGCCGGAGGAGGUGGCAUUCGGGAGCCAAACCAGAAGGAGACUGGGAGGCAGAAGCUCGCGGCUCUGAGGGGUGCACUCCCUUGGCCAGGGAUGGGUCCCGGGGCGGCCCAGCCUCUGCUCGGCCGGGCCGGGCAGAGACUGAAUUGAGAUACCCCAUCAUCUUGUGGACGGCCCGAGAGAGGGAAGCACGGACAGAUCAGCAGUAGCCUCCCGGCGGGACCUCGCAUCCUGCGCCCCCCGCGCAGCGCCCCCCGCCGGAGCCGCGCCGGGCAAGCCGGCGAGGGAGCGGGGCUGAUUGGCGGCCGCCGGCGGCCGGGGGAGGGGGCGCCGCGCGGGGCCAUGGCAGGCUCGGAGGCGUCCUAGCCGGAGCCCGAGCCGGAUCCGAGCCCACGCUGCCGCCACCGCUGCCUCUCCGCGCCCGGGCCCCUGCCGCCGCCGCGCCCCCCGCGGGAGAUGGAACAGCGGAACCGGCUCGGCGCCCUCGGAUACCUGCCGCCGCUGCUGCUGCAUGCCCUGCUGCUCUUCGUGGCCGACGCUACAUUUACCGAAGUCCCCAAAGAUGUGACAGUACGGGAGGGAGACGACAUCGAAAUGCCCUGCGCAUUCCGGGCUAGCGGAGCCACCUCGUAUUCGCUGGAGAUUCAGUGGUGGUACCUCAAGGAGCCGCCCCGGGAGCUGCUGCACGAGCUGGCGCUCAGCGUGCCCGGCGCCCGGAGCAAGGUAACAAAUAAGGAUGCAACUAAAAUCAGCACCGUGCGCGUCCAGGGCAAUGACAUCUCGCACCGACUGCGGCUGUCGGCCGUGCGGCGGCAGGAUGAGGGCGUGUACGAAUGCCGCGUGUCCGACUACAGCGCCGACGACACGCAGGAGCACAAGGCCCAGGCGCUGCUGCGCGUGCUCUCGGGCUUUGCGCCGCCCAACAUGCAGGCCGCCGAGGCCGUGUCCCACAUUCAGAGCAGCGGUCCGCGUCGCCACGGCCCGGCCAGCGCCGCCAACGCCAACAACGUGGGUGCCACGGGCGCCGCGAGCCGCGCCACCUCCGACAAAAGCCCGGCUCCGGGGAGCCCCCCCGCCGCCCCAGGUCCCGGAGUCCCCGAGGCGGCAGCCGCCUCCGCGGCCCACGCAGCCACCACCACCGUCGCGGCCGCGGCCGCUGCUUCGUCAGCGUCGCCGCCACUGGGCCAGGCGGUCCUUCUUCGCCAGAGGCACGGCUCAGGCAUUGGCCCUAGCUCCGCCACAGACCCACUCCUGUCCCUGCUCCUGCUAGCUCUGCAUAAGUUCCUUCGCCUGCUGGUGGGGCACUGACGGCCACAGCCAUCCUGCGCACCUCAGCCGCCCCGCACGGCCUGCCCGGACCCGGUGUGAGGCCCGCAGCUACAGAUGGACACAGAGAGACUGAGAGAAGCAUGACAAAGUCCACAUGGAAAAUAAAUAAAUCAUAUUUUUGGGGGAGGUUACACAAAUGUAGAACACCUAAAAUAAUGCAUCUAGUUUCCAAAUAAGAUGGAAUUUGGACCAUGCGGUAUGCAUGGGAUUGGUGAUUUCUCUACUUCAACGUAUUUUUCUUUUCUAAACUUUUCCUCCAAGUCUUCAUUUUGCACGAACUGUUGAGCAGUUAUCUUUAGGAUACUAUGUAAAAAUGUUGGGUCAAAGCCUUUUUGACAAAGCAAAAUAUUUUUAGUAGAUUAUUGUGUUUAGGAAUUUUUUAUUUACUUUUUUUCUUUGGGGGCUUUCCUUUUUUUUUUAUUAAAGUAAAUUAUUUCU
This is a messenger RNA of Mirounga angustirostris (Northern elephant seal), 1857 nucleotides long. RefSeq names its product V-set and transmembrane domain containing 2B (gene VSTM2B). The transcript is spliced from 5 exons. The record is from RefSeq and is a predicted model, not a curated record. Lineage: Eukaryota; Metazoa; Chordata; Mammalia; Carnivora; Phocidae. Bases 547 to 1398 code for a protein of 283 amino acids. Gene Ontology annotation, cellular component: membrane.